AUGCGCCGCACAGCUAACACCGAUACAGAAGCCGGCUCGAAGCUUCGCGCCAGCCGCGUACGUCGCCAGCGCAAUCGUGAGCGUAGUCUAGAUGAAGACGAUCUCGAGAAACGUUUCGGACAAAGCAUGAGCCUGUCUCUGUCGGCGCCUGUGUUCGUGCCAGCGGCAAAAAGCACAAGCCAAGCACCAGUCGCGGCAUCUUCGCCCAAGCGCUCAAUGGCGUUCGUGACAGAGCGACGUGGAUCCAGCGUGCGCAAUUCCUCCUCUUUGUCGUGUGCUGACGCUUCUUCUGUUGCCGUUUUUCGUCGCUCGAAACGCUCGGCCGCAGCUGCAGCCGCUGCAAAACUUCACAAGACUAUUGCAGCCAAGACAACGACGCAGCAGCAGACGAACGAGAGGCAAAGCAGCCGUAGUAGCAACACCAAUGCACCCACAAAGAUACGAAGACAUAGAAUAUGCACAAAAGGUCAGACGCAGCCGUCGGUCAAGGCUGCCGCAGUGACGUUGCACAAGCGACAUCGACGCAAACUGUCGCUCACGUCGACGGAGCUGCAGACUCAAGAAACACCGUUGAAACAGGAAGCAGAGACUGCAGCAGUAGUUGCUGGACAUGAUGCAGAGGAGAUGUACCCUGACACGGUACAAAGUGCCUUUCCUCAGCAGCUCACGCUCUUUAGUCAGCAAAAACGUCUGCCGCAACGAGUGGCUAGCCGCGACGAUGUCAUUGACACAAUUUUCAAGGUGCUAUUCGCUCGCAAUGAAAAACGACGCGAUCGACCGCGACAGUCACUCAGUGCCUUUGGUGACGACACAGGAACAGAAACAGAUGAGCCCAAUGAGGAGUUUGUCAAGAGGGGACUUGCCAAUGCACUUUUCAAAAACCAGCUCAAUCUGCACGCACCGUCAUCGCUAUCAACUGCAGUCUCUCCAGCCGCAGCAGUGAACAGCCUUAUCACACCGGCAUUUAUGCACGCGCUAGUGAACGCACUGCGCUUCGAGGACUUUCGCACAGCCAGCGUGCGACUCGAUAUUCUACGUGCAAUCCACAAAAGCUGUCCUACCAAGAGGCUGCACCUUGCACGAGCACUUGCUGAUGCGACGGCAUUGCGUGUCGAGUAUGUAGCGGCCGUUGCGGCAUGUAUGCAGAUGCUAGGUGUCGAGAAAACAUCGUCGCAAGUUAUCAUAGACCAUCCGCUUGACCAUGCACACGGUUUCACUGAGUUGUUGCGAUACUUGAUUGAGCACAUUGAGGAGAAACUGCUGGAGACGCCGCCUCCAAAGGGGUCGGACGCGGCACAGGAACAAGAAGAACAGCAAAAGGAACUCGUGCGCAACUGUAUGGUCAGCCUUGUUUCGCUCUGGCGCGCACACUGGGUCGAUCCUGCGGGAUCCGACGACGAGGAACUUAUUACUUGUGCUGGUCAGUUCGUGGCGUACAUGCCAUCGGUCACGGGUCCACUGCUCAAGCGACUACUGAGCGCAUGGCCAAGUCGCUACCCAAAACAAGAGGUGGGAGCCACGCGCAUGGUAGCACGAGUCCUCAUGUCUGGUCCCCCACUACAGCAAGUGGACCCAACACAAGUGCUCCAGCGCCGUAUUUUCACGCGACUGGCGCGCACUGUACAAAGCUUGAAUGUUGAUGUAGCCAAGGAGGCGCUGGCCUUUACUGGUUGUCAAUUCGUUCUAGUGCACUUUUUGGGGCAAGAUCAAGUCAUCUACAAAACUGUGACCGAGGCGCUGCAUACCAACGUUGAAAGGCAUUGGCAUCAUGGCGUGCGCAACACGUCCGAGACGACAUUUGACCGUGCACUUGACUUUGCACCGUAG
This is a messenger RNA of Peronospora belbahrii, 1827 nucleotides long. Lineage: Eukaryota; Oomycota; Peronosporomycetes; Peronosporales; Peronosporaceae. The record is from the annotation of a GenBank genome assembly.